This is a messenger RNA of Zootoca vivipara (common lizard), 3453 nucleotides long. RefSeq names its product ankyrin repeat and SOCS box containing 3 (gene ASB3). Gene Ontology annotation, molecular function: protein binding. Gene Ontology annotation, cellular component: nucleus. Gene Ontology annotation, biological process: intracellular signal transduction. The record is from RefSeq and is a predicted model, not a curated record. Lineage: Eukaryota; Metazoa; Chordata; Lepidosauria; Squamata; Lacertidae.
AGCAAGGCACCCUGGGGCUUGUAGUGCAGCUUGCUCGGCCGAGCGACCGAGCCCAAAGAGAGCCUCCAGCGCCGGCUCCCCACUCGAGCCACGUGCUUCUUCGGCUGUCGCUGCUAGAGGCGGCUGAGCCUGCGGGUCAAAGGCAACGCGGACUUCUAGGGGGUUGGCCAGCCUGAACUACAGCUCCCAGCAUCCUUUUCUGUGCUAGAAAAGUGUCGCGGGGGGGGGGGGGCGAUGCGGGAGGGCUGGGCUUCAUAAGGCCAUUGCUCCCCCCUCCCUUUCCUUCCUUUGAAGAGAAACGCAGCUGGUCAGCAGCGGUUGCUUUUAAGGAGAGGUGAUCCAUACGGAUUCUGUUCAAAUGGAUUUCACAGAAGCCUACUCGGACAGGUGCUCUGUGGUUGGGCUUGCAGCGAGAGAAGGCAAUGCCAAGCAAUUGAAGAAGCUUAUCAAGCAGGGGUAUAGUGUUGAUGUCCCUGAUAACAGGGGCUGGAUGGCAAUCCAUGAAGCAGCAUUUCACAACGCAAGUGCAUGUCUGAAGCUCUUAAUUCAUGCAGCACCCUCUGAUAGCUACAUAAGAUCGAAGACAUUUGAGGGCACUUGCCCGUUGCAUCUUUCUGCAAGCCAAGGAAGUUUGGAGUGCGUUGCUAUUCUUCUAGAAUCUGGAGCUGAUCCCAAUGAGCUUACUAAUGAUGCAAGCACACCAUUAUUCUUAGCUGUUCAAAAUGGACACGUUGACGUGAUAAAGCUUCUCCUUCAACAAGGAGCAAAUAUUAAUGGUCCCCACUGUUGGUCUGAAUGGAAUUCUCUGCACCAAGCUGCUUUUCAGAACUACCCAGAGAUAUUGAAAUUACUCCUUGACAAAGGAGCCGAAAAAGAAUGUGUGGAUGAUUUUGGGAUCACCCCUUUAUUUGUUGCUGCACAGUAUGGAAAGCUGGAAAGUUUAAGGAUACUUAUAUCAUACGGAGCAAACGUCAACUGUAAAGCCAAGGAUCGGGCCACUCCGUUAUUUAUCGCUGCGCAGGAGGGCAAUAACGAAUGCACGGAGCUGUUGUUAUCCAGUGGAGCAGAUCCAAACCUGUACUGCAAUGAAGAUGAGUGGCAGUUGCCUAUCCACGCUGCAGCGGAAAUGGGGCACAGCAAUACAUUACGCUUGCUCAUACCCGUUACUGACCGGCUCUGUGGCAGCGCUGAAGGCAAAGUGAGCCCUGUGUACUCGGCAGUCCUAGGCGGUCAUGAAGAUUGCUUGGAAUUAUUACUUAAGGAAGGUUACAGCCCAGAUGCCCAGGCUUGUCCAGUCUUUGGCUGCAGAUCACCCAUGCCUUUGGCUUUCCAAAAGAGGUCUGGCUUAAUCCUCAUUCUUCUGAAGUAUGGGAUCACAAUUUCCGAAGCAGAUUUAGACCUCUGUCUGCAUGAUGGAAGGUUCUCCUUAUUUCAGCAUUUCUUGAAGCGAGGCUGUAAGCUUCCAAGCAGAGAGCACCGGAUGGAAUUUACGAAGAAUGCAAUUCUUGCAGGAGACAGGUACAAAGAAUGGUUGCCGUCCCUCCUGUUGGCUGGGUUCAAUCCGGUGCAUCUCCUCAAUGCAUCAUGGGUUUCCUCUGUAAGCAGUGACACUCUCAACUUUCUCCUGGAGUUCACUAACUGGAAGGCGUUUCCCUGGGACGUGGAGCAGAUCCUUUCCGACCACAAAGAAACCCCCACAUGGGUGACUCGCAGUCACUUUGAGCACAUCCCUCCCUUGUCUCAUCUUUGCCGCUUGGAGAUCCGGUCACUUUUGACGAGCGAUCGCUUACGGUCAGACCAGUUUAUCCGCCAGUUGCCAUUACCCGCUUGCCUGCAGGAUGCCUUACUUUACUCAGACGUGUUGAGAAGCUAUGCCGUUCCGGAAUCUCAGCUCAGACUGGGCGAAGUGUACGAAAAGAAUGCCCUGCCACCUCUUUCCAGUGCAGGAAACAGGGAGAGGAGAGAAAACACGAAAACUGAAGCAGGCUCCUCAUAGCGCUUAAGGCUUCUGGCUGUCAUAAGAACUGUGUUGUGGUGCUCACUGCAAUGAUAGACCUCUCCACUGCUGAAGAGAGGGUAUCCUCUCUUCAGAGAUUCUUUAAACUCUUGCUCAGAGGCUUUCAGAGAAGCGUUCAAGCGCCGUUCUCUCUCAAAGGAGUUCAACAUUCAAAUGGAUGAAAACACUUGCAAAGGUAUAAAUAUUGCCACAGAUCAUUCCAAAUAAAGACCCAUUCCCUGUAAAGUUGGUUGAUUUAUUUUGAUUGCCGUUGAUUGUUGUUGAUUCCUUACCUGGCUUUUUGCCAGAAGGUCUUGGGCUGUGUUACAAGAAUAUACAAUACAAUACAAUACAAUACCUUUAUUGGCAUGACAAGUUAAGACAUUUCAAAUCCGUGGGAUAAAUUUAAAAGGGACAGGAGUGAGGCUGUCGAGGGUCACAAGGCACUCGGUUGUUCUGCUUUACCCUGUCUAUUCCCUAGAGCAGGCAUAGGCAAACUGGGGCCUCCAGAUGUUUUGGGACUACAACUCCCAUCAUCCUUAGCUAACGGGACCAGUGGUCAGGGAUGAUGGGAAUUGUCCCAAAACAUCUAAUGAGAAUCUCAAAACACCUGGAGGGCCGAGUCUGCCUAUGCCUGCCCUAGAGAGAUGAUUCAUUAAGAACCCUUUCGGUGAGAUGAAAAUUACAAAGGAAGCCACAGAGGUAGCAAUGUCCUUGUCCCUGUCCACUAGGAGGAACCUCAUUUGGCUUCCUCUUGGAGUCGUGGGUCGCAGGCCCAGCAUCUUGCUUAGCAUCUGUUUGCAGAGUCUGCUGCGCAAAGGGCAGUCCGAAAGAAUAUGGUCCAGUGAAUCUGACACUCCCUGUUUGCAGGCACACAGGCAGGCUUGAUAAGGAAUUUGCGAGUAUCUACCUGUAGUCACUGCAGAGGGGAAAGCAUUUAGUCUUGCGAGCAUAAAAGCUCUUCGUUUACAACAAUAUAGUCGCGCAGUUGUGAAAACAAGUAAAAUAAUCUAUGCACUUGUAGCAAUAAAUCCAUUCUAACAAAGCAGCAUAGAUUCAACAAAAGGUGGUUCUCGUAAAACAAUCUUGGCUUUAACAAUUAUAAUAACGAUGAGAAUACAUGUAAAUACCACCAAUUGCCAAAGUGGCUUCUAAACAGUUUACAGGUGCCAAACCAAUUAUAAAACCCCUACGUAUAAUUAAAACACACACAAUAAAACAAGGUAUCCUAUUGUCGCCUUCCUCCAGCUGAUAUAAAAGGCAUUACUUCUUUGGUCUCCAUUCUACAGCCGCUAUCAAUACAGGAUCUCCAGUUAUAAAUUGUCUCUGAUAGCAAGGCUUGGACAAAAACCCCGACUAGCACAAUGCAAAGCCACAGCUGGUUUGAGGAGGUAAUACUGACCUGUACCAAUCAGGUAGGUAGACCAGAGUAGAGAGGGAGAAUCUCAGGUCCAGGG